Messenger RNA from Auxenochlorella protothecoides, 1104 nucleotides. RefSeq names its product Zinc finger CCCH domain-containing protein 62. The record is from RefSeq and is a predicted model, not a curated record. Lineage: Eukaryota; Viridiplantae; Chlorophyta; Trebouxiophyceae; Chlorellales; Chlorellaceae. Bases 1 to 1104 code for a protein of 367 amino acids. Gene Ontology annotation, molecular function: protein binding. The transcript has 6 exons.
AUGCACCUGGCAGGCGUAAACGUGUCCCCUGUGCCCUCCCGUAACGUCCGUGUGACCUGUGCUCGACCCGGCUCGCGCGCGCGAUGUCUGCGCGUCUCUGCUGUGGCAAACUUCGUGCGAACCAGUCCUGGACGCGAGGCGGUGCUGUGCCAGAAGUUCAAGGGCCAUGAUUCGGCAGUUGCCGCCUCCCUCGUCUUCGAGGACUCCGAGCAGCAAAAGCUUGUGGUGACGAGCAGCCUGGACAAGUCCCUCCGCCUCUGGUCCAGCAAUGGAAACACCGACUCCCUGUGCUCCGGAGGCUUCACCAAGGCAGCCGACCUCAACCCAGAGGGUGGCCCAAUCUUCAGCCUGAUUGAGGAUGAGCGCUCAUUCGACGGCCUGACCAAUCAGAUCUUCCUCGGCAAGCAGGCUCGCCAGAUCGUGGCCUGGGUGCCGCCGCGUCUGAGCCUAGACGACAAGGUAGUGCUUGGGGACCACAAGGGCUGGGUGAGGGCGCUGGCCACCUCCAGGACGCGCUGGCUCUUCUCCGGCUCCUGCACCCAGCUGCGGGUGUGGGACCUGGGCCGCGCCGUCCCCCGCUGCGUGGCCACCGCCAGCGUCGACCGCGGCGACAUCGUGUGCCUCGCUGCCAACGGCGACGCGGUGUAUGCCGGCACCGCCGACGGCUCAAUUUGGAUGUGGAGCGUGGGCAAGAAGGGCGAGCUCAAGUGCCUGAAGACCUGGCGCGGCGCGCACGCCGAUCGGGUGACUGCCCUCGUGCUGCGAGGGGAGACGCUCUACUCCGCCAGCUACGACGGCAGCAUCAAGGCCUGGUCUGCAGAGGGCCUGGACCUGCUCAUCCCCCUGGAGGCCGCGCACUGCGGCCAGCGCAUCAACUGCAUGACGGCUGGGCCGGACGGCCUCCUGUACAGCGGCGGCGACGACAAGCUCCUGCGUCGCUGGGUCCCGUCGCUGCUGAUGCCCGCGGCUGCGGCGCUGCACUGCCACCACCACAGCGUGCGCAGCAUCGCGGCAGGCUCCAGCGAGCUGCUCGUCUCCGGGGACAAGAGCGGAGAGCUGGCCAUCUGGAAGCUGGCGGGGCCCAGUAGCGCGCUGAGCCCCUGA